Molecule: messenger RNA, 1071 nt
Organism: Saxophila tyrrhenica
Lineage: Eukaryota; Fungi; Ascomycota; Dothideomycetes; Mycosphaerellales; Extremaceae
Exons: 1
Coding region: 1-1071 (356 amino acids)
Source: RefSeq, a predicted model, not a curated record
AUGUGUCACGACGCUAGCCUUCCCGAUAUCGACAGGAUUGAGCGUAUCAGGGAGUACGCUACCCUCUUCCCGGAGGAUGAUCUUGGAUAUGACGAUUGGACAGCCGACCAGGCGGUCGACGGAGAGAAUAGAACCGUCAACGCCAUCGACCCUGAUUGGACCUGGUCCGAACAGCACCGCCUACGGGACAUGAGGCUGUUCUCCAACUAUGACGAUCUAUUUACUCGCAGGGACUUCAGCAAGAGAGGUGACCGUCCCGUGCAAGACGUCUCAACCGUCGGUGAGCAAGGGGAAGAUAAACUGGGGCUGGACUGCCGGGCUUGGAUGCAUGAAUGGCUGCUCAUGUGCGUGAGCAGGCCAGGCACUGAAGCGGACAACGUAAUCCCCAAGCAAUAUACGAAGGAGUUCAGGACCAUCAUGCUCGCGCACAUGCCUGCACGACUCACGCUGGACACGUGGAUCGCCAGGCAGGGUCUCGAGACUUUGGCUUGCCUUGUCCAUGGAGACGCAGAUCGAAGCGACGAGUUUCGGGAGUGGCAGCCCAGCGAUGCAAAUGGUGCUUACCAGACCAUCUAUACGCCGGACGGACGUGCCACGUUCGUUACCCCUUGGAUGGGAGCCGGUGCACCCGGGCGCCUCAUCUGGGCACCCCCUGGUGGUAUCCAUGAGAACCGCAUUUCCGCCUUGCUCGUUCGGAGAAUUGGGGUGCGGCAUCAUCUGAGGACCAUGGAGCUGGGCUUGAUCGCUCUGGGACGCCGCGUGGCGCGAGCCAUUGCCUGGCGCCUUGUCAACAAGUACGUACAUCCCAUGACGAGGGCGGUCCGUCGUCCGAUACUGACUCGUGCUCAAGUCGGCGGUGCUGUUAGGGAGAUUCUCGGAGAGGAAUGGUUUGAAUUGCCGUUUGACACGGAGGACGACUUGUACAACUGGGACAUUGACGAGGUCAUGACGGCAGAUCCGCGCUUGGACUUAGGAAAUGUCUUCAUUGAUGGUGGGGAAGUUACUGUCAAUGUGGAUGCUGCCGGAGGUGAGGUUAUUGUGGAUGACUCUGAUGAGUCCGACGAAUAUUGA